Penicillium soppii is the source of this 1122-nucleotide messenger RNA. RefSeq names its product bifunctional folylpolyglutamate synthase/dihydrofolate synthase. Lineage: Eukaryota; Fungi; Ascomycota; Eurotiomycetes; Eurotiales; Aspergillaceae. The coding region runs from base 1 to 1122 and encodes 373 amino acids. The record is from RefSeq and is a predicted model, not a curated record. Gene Ontology annotation, biological process: tetrahydrofolylpolyglutamate biosynthetic process. Gene Ontology annotation, cellular component: mitochondrion; cytosol; cytoplasm. The transcript is spliced from 5 exons. Gene Ontology annotation, molecular function: ATP binding; tetrahydrofolylpolyglutamate synthase activity.
AUGAUCACUAUGAUGACCAUGCAGUAUAAACAAACCCACCUAGGGACGUUAAACGCCAUACAUGUAGCCGGCACCAAUGGGAAAGGAAGCACCUGCGCAUAUAUCUCAUCCAUACUCCAGAGCUCCGGGUGCAAGGUGGGACUCUAUACCUCACCACAUCUUCUCAGCAUCCGUGAGAGAAUUCGGAUCAAUGGCAAGCCGAUAGAGGAAGACGCCUUUGCGAAUGCUUUUUUCGAAAUAUGGUAUAAACUACCACGUGAGGCUAGUGCCGACACGGAUAUCCCCCGAUACCUCCAGCUUUUGACCCUUCUUUCUUUCCAUGUCUUUUUCAAGGAAAAGGUUGACGUUGCAGUCUAUGAGCCACACAUGGGUGGCGAGUUCGAUGCGACGAAUGUCGUAUCAUCGCCCGUCGUGACAGCGGUGACUCGAAUUGCAGAAGACCAUGUCAAACUCCUCGGACCCACUAUUGAAAACAUCGCUUGGCACAAGGCGGGGAUAUUCAAGCCUCGUUGUCCGGCUAUCUCAUCACCCCAAGAUUUAAAUGUUGCUAAGGUGCUUGAACAACGUGCAAACGAGAAAGAUGUGACGCUGUUAUUUGUUGAACCUGAUUCAUCACUGCAAGUAACGAGAUUUCAGAAGGAAAAUUGCUCACUUGCCAAAGCAGUAGCCCAGACAUGGAUAUCACUCAGGGAGCCCGAUAGAUUGACGAACCUGAGUAAAUUUAUUGACCUUGGCAUUGAAAAGUUUGAUUGGCCUGGCCGCUACCAGCAGAUAGAAGAAGGCAAUCACAGCUGGUUCCUUGACGGUGCUCACAACAAAUUAGGGCUACCCACUGCGGUAUCGUGGUUUGCUGAGAUGAGCGAAUCACAAAGUCUCAACAUUCACCCCUUGAGAACGGUCAUCUUCAGCCAUUUUUCAGACCGUGAUGGCAUGGAACUUUUACGCAUUAUUAAGGAAUCCCUCGAUAGUGAAGGUCUCGAAAUAGAGCACAUGAUAUUCACUACGUACGCUGAAAGAAAGGACAGGCAGGCAAUGAUCGACAGAAAUUUCAAGGCCCGAUCUUCAGUGGAAAAGUUACAAGUGAAGCUUGCAUUUAGUGAGCGGUGCAUUGAGAAUUAUUGA